Molecule: messenger RNA, 3064 nt
Organism: Macadamia integrifolia
Lineage: Eukaryota; Viridiplantae; Streptophyta; Magnoliopsida; Proteales; Proteaceae
Product: glutamate receptor 2.7-like
Exons: 5
Coding region: 1-2961 (986 amino acids)
Cellular component (GO): plasma membrane
Molecular function (GO): glutamate-gated receptor activity
Source: RefSeq, a predicted model, not a curated record
AUGAAGAACUCGGUCCAAGUUCUUUUGUCUUUCAUCUUAAUAUUCUGUAUGAGUCUCUUCAUUGGCAAAUUUGGUGUAUCAGCUCAAAAUACAACCAUCCCCUUCAAUGUUGGGGUGGUUCUGGAUUACAAUAAUCUGGUUGGGAGAAUUGGGUUGACCUGCAUCUCCAUGGCAUUGUCUGAUUUCUAUGCAAUUCACAGUUUCUACAGAACAAGACUGGUUCUCCACACCAGGGAUUCCAACAGCAAUGUGGUCCAUGCUGCUUCUAUGGCUCUUGACCUACUAAAUAACAUAGAAGUACAAGCAAUUAUUGGACCAAUAACAUCUUCUGAGGCCGACUUUGUGAUUGAUCUUGGAGACGAAGCACAUGUACCCAUUCUCUCUUUCUCUGCAUCAAAUCCUUUUCUUUCUUCAUCUCAAAAUCCUUAUUUUGUCCGGGCUUCCCUUAGUGACUCCUCUGAAGUAAAAGCAAUUGCUUCCACUGUCCAAGCCUUCAGAUGGAAGGAAGCUGUACUAAUAUAUGAAAACACUGAUUAUGGUAGUGGAAUUGUUCCUUAUUUAAUUGAUGCAUUUACAGCAAUUGAGACCCGUGUCCCCUAUCGAAGUGUCCUUUCCCCUUCAGCCACCGAUGAUCAAAUUGUUUCAGAGCUUUACAAGAUGAUGACAAUGCAAACUAGAGUAUUUGUUGUGCACAUGUCAUACCCUCUUGGUGCUCGUUUAUUUUUGAAAGCAAAAAAUGUCGGAAUGAUGAAUGAAGGAUAUGCCUGGAUUAUCACAGAUGGGCUAUCUAAUCAGUUGAAUUCCAUGGAUCCCUCUGUUCUUCAUUCUAUGCAAGGUGUAAUUGGCAUCGAGCCUUACCAGCCAAUGUCUGAUAAUCUUAAGAAUUUUAAGAUAAGAUGGAGACAAAAUUUCCACAAGGAAAACCCAGAUAUGAAAAGAGUUGCCCUUAACAUUUUUGGACUGUGGGCCUAUGAUACUGUUUGGGCACUAGCACUGGCAGCUGAGAAAUUUGGGGCAGCGAAUCUCCAAUUCCAGCACCCACAAGUUGUUAAUGGAACAUCUGACCUUUUAACCAUCGGAAUCUCUAAAAUAGGUCCUAAACUUCUCCAGACAAUAUUAGAGACAAAAUUUACAGGCCUGAGUGGAAAAUUUAGCCUUGUUGAUGGACAACUACAAUCAUCGGCAUAUCGAGUACUCAAUGUAAUAGGUCGUGAAGGAAGGGAGAUUGGAUUCUGGACACCAACAAAUGGAAUUUUACGUGAACUGAAUGCAUCUUCAAGUUCCAAUCUCAGUCCUAUAGUAUGGCCAGGAGAUUCUACUACUGUGCCUAAAGGAUGGGUAAUUCCUACAAAUGGGAAGAAACUGAAGAUUGGAGUUCCUGUUAAGAAAGGAUUUACUGAAUUUGUGAAGGUAGCAAUAGAUCCUACUACCAAUGCUACAAGUGUCACUGGGUACUGCAUUGAUGUCUUUAAUGCUGUAAUUGGGGAACUGCCAUAUGCCCUUCCUUAUGAGUUUAUUCCAUUCAUGAAGCCUGAUGGUACAAGUGCCGGGACCUACAAUGAUAUGAUCGACCAAGUAUAUCUCCAAAAAUAUGAUGCAGUCGUUGGUGAUACAACUAUCAUAGCCAAUCGGUCCUUGUAUAUCGAUUUUACAAUGCCAUACACACAGUCUGGGGUAACAAUGAUAGUGCCAGUCCAACAAGAUCAGAGGAAGAAUAUGUGGGUUUUCCUGAAGCCUUUGAAUUGGGAUCUAUGGUUCACUAUUCUCAUUUUCUUCAUCUUCACAGGCGCUGUGACCUGGGUCCUCGAACACAGAGUAAACAACGAUUUUAGGGGUACACCUAUAAAUCAACUUGGAAUGAUCUUCUGGUUCACCUUCUCAACCAUGGUUUUUGCACAUAAAGAGGUCUUCAGCAACUUGGCUAGGUUCAUUGUGAUCAUAUGGGUUUUUGUUGUGCUCAUCCUCACAUCAAGUUACACAGCAAGCCUAACUUCCAUGCUGACAGUUCAACAGCUUCAACCUACUGUCACAGAUGUAAAAGAGCUCAUAAGAAAUGGGGAGUAUGUGGGGUACAAAAAUGGUUCAUUUGUGUUUGAUAUGCUAAAGCAAAUGAGCUUUAAUGAGUCCAAGAUUAGAGCCUAUGGAAGUGUAGAAGAUUUAGACCAAGCUUUAUCUAAAGGGAGUGACAAUGGUGGUAUUGCUGCUGCUUUUGAUGAGAACCCUUACAUGAAACUCUUUCUUUCAAAAUAUUGUGGCAAAUACACCAUGGUUGGACCUACAUAUAAGACUGAUGGAUUCGGUUUUGUCUUUCCAAGAGGAUCCCCACUGGUAUCUGAUGUUUCAAGGGCAAUCUUAAAUGUAACAGAAGGAGAUAAAAUGGCACGGAUUGAGCAAGCAUGGUUUGGGCAAGACAAUUGUCCAGACAGGAGUACCAACUUAUCUUCUUAUAGUCUGACUCUAGAUAGUUUUGGAGGGUUGUUCAUCAUCACUGGAGCUGCUUCACUGCUAGCCCUCUUCAUAUUUGUUCUUAGAUUCUGUCGUAACAAUGGGGACAUUAUCAAACUUGAUGAUCCUAAUGGUUCUACACUGAAAAGAAUUGUUACAAUGGCAAAAAUAUAUGAUGAGACGGAUCCUUCCUCUCAUGAUUCUAGAGUAACUAAAAAUCGCAAACAAAAUACUGAAAUUCCAUCAGUCAUUGAAGCUUUAGCUAUAUCUAUUGCCCCAAGCUUACCAACAAUUCCCUCUGUUAUAGACAGGUAUUGUACUACUUAUGAAGAAGACCAAGGAAGGGUAUCAAACAGUUCCUCUGGUACACAUGGAAAUGUCACUCCCUUGGAAGGUCAGGGAAGCCAGUUCUGUACUUCUCCAAAUGCAAAUCGGGGUCGAGGUAAGGAAUUAAUAUGUACUGAGAGUAUUGAUCCAGAUGCAGAGAGGCCAACUGGCCUCAUAAUCAAUAACUAAUUUUGUAAUUGACAGACACUAAUGGCCCUUGGAAGGUCAGGGAAGCCAGUUCUGUACUUCUCCAAAUGCAAAUCAGGGUCGAGGUAAGGAAUUAAUAUGUACU